Messenger RNA from Octopus sinensis (East Asian common octopus), 639 nucleotides. Its product is annotated as 28S ribosomal protein S28, mitochondrial. Gene Ontology annotation, cellular component: mitochondrial small ribosomal subunit. Lineage: Eukaryota; Metazoa; Mollusca; Cephalopoda; Octopoda; Octopodidae. The record is from RefSeq and is a predicted model, not a curated record. The coding region runs from base 37 to 573 and encodes 178 amino acids. The transcript has 2 exons.
AUCACUUGUAACAACCAUUGAAGAGUUACACACAAAAUGGCAGCUUCCAUUGUGGGAAGGUUCGCUUCCAACUUACGGACUGUUCGAUGGAAUGUGCGCCCUAGUUCCCUGUCUCUUUUAUAUAAACAGUAUUCAGACUCUCCCUCAGAUAAAAAGGAUGUGCCGGGAAAGAAGGCAUCGAUUGAAUCAACUCUUACCAAGUUUGUGAAGGCCGUGGAACUUUGGGAAGAGAAACCGGGCGAAAUUGAAGCGGAAGAGGAGCAACCUGAUGAUGACAGGUCCUUUGCGACUUUGCUUCGAGAUUCCAAACUGUUUCAGCUGGGAGAUCCUUCCGGACGGGUUGUGCUUGGUAAAAUUAUCGAAGUUCAAGAUAAUGACCUUUAUAUCGACUUUGGGGGUAAAUUCCAUUGCGUGUGUAAAAGACCUCACCUCCGACCUCAUGAAUACCGUCGUGGCACUCAAGUAAAGCUGUUACUGAAUGACUUUGAGAUGUCUGCUGCCUUCCUGGGUUCCGUAAAACACGUGACGUUACUGGAAGCUGAUGCUACGUUGAUAGGAUUACGACGAAAUUGAUAAAAAAGCUAUUUGUUUAAUAGAAUAUUAGUGCUUUUGUAAAUAAAUUUAUUUAUUUAGAUUCUU